This is a messenger RNA of Linum trigynum, 957 nucleotides long. Lineage: Eukaryota; Viridiplantae; Streptophyta; Magnoliopsida; Malpighiales; Linaceae. The record is from the annotation of a GenBank genome assembly.
AUGGGUACAGAGAACAAGCACGGACCCUUGUAUUUUGAUCUGAAUACAGGUGCGAAGAUGCCGGCAGUCGGCCUCGGGACAUGGAAAGCUCCACCCGGUGAAGUCGGCGAAGCUGUCAAAGCCGCGGUCAAGGCUGGUUACAGACACAUUGACUGUGCCCGUGUUUACGAUAAUGAGAAAGAGGUGGGGAAAGCACUGAGCGAGUUAUUUGCUUCUGGAAUUGUACAGCGGAGUGAGUUAUUCAUCACAUCUAAACUAUGGUGCAGUGACCAUGCUCCUGAAGAUGUGCCAAAGGCACUAGCAAAGAGCUUACAAGAUCUGCAGCUCGACUACGUUGAUCUGUACCUGAUCCAUUGGCCAUUUCGGACAAAGUCAGGCUCCAAGGGGUGGGAUCCUGAAGUCAUGGCUCCAUUAUGCCUGCCAGAGACCUGGGCAGCCAUGGAAGCUUUGCAAGCUUCUGGUCAGGCUCGUGCGAUUGGUGUUAGCAACUUCUCUACUAAGAAGCUGAAAGACCUCGUGGGUUACGCGAAAGUGCCUCCAGCAGUCAACCAGGUGGAGUGCCAUCCUGUUUGGCAGCAGCCUGCGCUUCAUGAAUUCUGCAAAUCAGCUGGAGUCCAUCUCUCGGCGUAUUCGCCAUUGGGAUCACCGGGUUCAUGGGUUAAGGGAGAGAUCUUGAAAGAGCCCGUCCUAAUUGAAAUUGCAGAGAAGCUGAAGAAAUCCCCAGCGCAAGUUGCAUUGCGUUGGGGAAUCCAGAGUGGUCACAGUGUGCUUCCGAAGACUGUCAAUGAAUCCAGGCUCAAGGAAAAUAUAAGCUUGUUCGAUUGGUGCAUUCCUCUCGAUCUGUUCUCGAAAUUCUCUGAAGUCCAUCAGCAAAGGCUUCUACGGGGAGAUUUUGCGUUGCACGAGAGCAAAAGUCCCUACAAAACUCUCGAGGAACUAUGGGACGGGGAAAUAUGA